Danio aesculapii is the source of this 1316-nucleotide messenger RNA. Its product is annotated as neuropilin and tolloid-like protein 1. The record is from RefSeq and is a predicted model, not a curated record. The transcript has 5 exons. Lineage: Eukaryota; Metazoa; Chordata; Actinopteri; Cypriniformes; Danionidae. The coding region runs from base 777 to 1316 and encodes 179 amino acids.
UUUUUUUGCUUACCCUCUAGCUUUAUUCUCUGUGCUGCCGUGUGAGGUGUUCACCGGAUCCCGCAGUCUGACCGGCUUUGCGGUGCUUCUUCGAGAGCAUCAUCUAUUCUUCAGCAUUAGUGGAUUUAUGACGAACAGUUCCGUGUGCUGCCGCAUCAUGUUGACAUAACUCUGCCGAAGAACUGAAAUUAAUGAAUGGCUGGAGAGGAGAGAUGAUAUGAAUAAACUCUUUGAUGUGGAGGGAAGCGGGAAAAGGGUUUUCUACUGAAUAUAUUGGCGAGGAAGCGCGAGAAUGAGGCACGUUUCUUGUCGCUGUGAGUUUUCUUGUUGAAGUUGUCUUUGCUCAGCAAUGGAAAAACGAAUUGGAACGAAUAUUCGGAGAAGUGCUUAUUAGAGAUGGAUGGGAGCUUUUUCAACCUUUCCCCUUUAUGAAUCUUUUCGUGGUGACUCUGGAAAGGUGGAGCGAUCAGGAAAAGCUAAUGACGGACCUAUUAAUCCAUCACCAAAAGCACCAGAGGGCUUUGGAAACGUUUGGAUGGAAGUGUUUGCAUCUUUUUUUCUGGUUUUAUACGAAACUACUAAUGCAUACUGUAGUUGUGGAUCUCUGCUGGAAUCUCCGUCGUCAUUGAUUAAUUUAUAGAAAAGGGAAUCCAGGGCUGUGUUGACAUAUUUGCUGUGAUUUUUCUUUUCUGUAUUGCAAAUAUCCAUCUUUUCUUCUGAAAGUAUUCCGAUCUAAAUGGAAUUAGUUGAGAAAGCCCUUUGUGAAAGGAAUAGACAUGGUACAUGGGAACAGGUUCCUUCACGUUGUUGCAGGUCUUCUCAUGCUUGGGUUGUCUGGGGCAACAAAGAAGGAAGCAGUGAAAAACAAUUCAGGAGUGCAGCCAGCAGGGCAGUGUGGAACCUGGGUGAAAGAACCGGAGGGAGGCCUCUUCACCUCAGCCAAUUACCCAAACAAAUAUCCCCCAGAUCGAGAAUGCAUCUACAUCAUUGAAGCUCCCCCGAGACAAUGCAUUGAUCUUUUCUUUGAUGAAAAGUAUUCAAUUGAGCCUUCAUGGGAAUGUAAAUUUGACCAUAUUGAAGUCCGGGAUGGACCCUUUGGCUUUUCUCCAAUAAUUGGACGCUACUGCGGACAGCAGAACCCUCCAUAUAUCAGAUCAAGCGGCCGCUACCUAUGGAUAAAAUUUGUUGCAGAUGGUGAAUUGGAAGCCAUGGGAUUUUCUGCAAGCUACAAUUUCACAUCAGGCCGCUGGCUGUUUGAAGCCUUUGUCCCAGCUGUAAACAGACGCAGCAGUAAUAAGAAAAACAAGACGGACUAA